UUUGCAAACCAAGGACUUUAAACUCUCUCCGUGUUGCAAACAAAUGUAAACUAAGUAAUGUUAUUUAACUGUAAUGUAAAAUAUAAUGUUAUAGAUGCAGAAAUUUUACACCUCAUGUUUCAGACUAAAUUGUUGCGCCCGUGUUUUGAUUUUAAUUCUUCUGUGCAACAGAACUAUAUACAAAUGUUAGGCUACUUAUUUAAUUAUAUUAAUUACAAAUUUGGGGGCCGCUGAAAGAAGGAAUGUAUCAAGUUUCUUAAUGUAUUGAACCCCCCCUUUUUUUAACGAAUUCCGUGCUUCCUAAUACAGUAAUUAUAUUAGAACUGUUACUAUAAAAGCAGCAUUGGAGUCAGUAAAGUAUGAGAGUGGACAGAAACUUUCAUGUUUGAUGAUAUUUUAUAUCUUGAACGAAAUUAUGGCUUUAAAAAUUAUUGGUACUGUGGGACAAUUAAGUUUAUCAUAUGAGGAAUUAAUAUCUUUGAAAACAGAAGUAACUGAACUUGGAAACAGAUUGUAUGAACUAUAUAUAUAUUUCUUUGGUAGUCAUAAAAUUUUUUAUUGCAAAUUUAUUACAGAAGAAUCGCACGUUUCUACUAAAAGUGAUGAGGUAGUUCAUAACAAAACGAUUAAGCAGCUUGUUGGGAAAAAAGAGAUCUCCUCUAAAGUCUGUUUAUGGAAAGUAUUACAUUUACCAUUUGAUCUGUCUGAAAUAGUGCAAUCUGGAAAAUGUUUAUGGGCUAUAAGUUCUGAUAGUUAUGCAGAUGUGAAACCUUAUUUUCAAAAUGUCUUGAAGUUUAACGAAGUCAGUUCAGGAGAGGAUAAUUUGAUGGUCAUUGACUGUAAUGAUGAAUUUGUGAAAGAUAAUUUUGAAUGUUUUAUAAAAAUUCCUGAUGUGGAAAAAUUUGCAAUACAUAAAGAGAGUUUUACUCUGAAAUAUAAUUUAAUAGACAAUAGUGUAAUCUUCUGCUACAAGAAUUUGGAAGUUAAGUCCUGGGACUUGGAACUCUUGGUACCAGUUUAUCAUACUGAUUCAUUAAAAUUAUUAAAAUUUAAGUCUGUGCCUAUUUUAAAAAUACCAUUGCAUUUUAAUGAAGAGCUUUUUUCUGCUGCUGCUGCACAAGAUGCAACAGAGAUACCCAAACCAGUGAUAACUCUUAUAAAUGUUGAUAAUAGCAGCAGUGAAGAAUCUCAGCUUUCUACAAAGAAAUUUUUAUACCAUUUGUUUAGUAUUGACUGUUCAUCAUCAUCUAAUUCUGUUUUUUUAUUUGGUUAUCAGUCUGGCAAAGUUUUAUGGUCUGUAUGUUCAUGGUCUUCUCAUGAACAAAAAUUUAAGACUAUUACUGAAUUACAAAUUUUAUGUGACAUGAAACAGCCUGUCAUAGCUAUUCAUUUCUUUGAGAAAUUAGGAGAGAUAAAAGGUAGUUGCAGUCUGCUACUUGUUGGGGCACUAGGAAAAAUAGUUAUCAUCACUACUGAAAAUGUGUUCAGCAAUUCGCAUGCAUAUGAAGGCCAAGCUUUACAAUAUUGGACUGUAACUUUGUAUUUACAUUCUCCUGUUCAGCACCAUAUAAUACUGAAUGACUGUAUACUUCAUUCUUCAGAAAAAGGACAUUUGUGGGUUACUGUAUUUUCAGAAGAAAGAAAAACUUCAAAAGGUGUGACAGAGAAUAAUUUAAAGAUCAUUUCUAAAGCUGCAGAUUUAUAUGGAAUCAUACAAGUUACUAUAAUAAAUAAGCAUGCAGGUCUCAUUCUUGUAGUAACUGCGGCAGGAAAUUUGUAUUUAGCCCAGUAUAUAAAAUCAGUAAACACUUAUAAUGCUUCUGUAGCCUUACCAUCACUUAUGAAUGAAGGCUUGCAUCAGAGUGCAGUCAUGCAGCAUCUGCUAACAAUUAAGUACCAACAAGGCAAAUUUUUUUCUGCUUUAUGCACAUUUGCAGCACUAAAAUUUAAAAGUAUUCCUAGGGUAAAAUUGAGUUGCUCAAUAACUAAAAUUGAUGUUCAACCCCAAAAAUUUUUCCUGGAAAUAAAUCUCAAAGGUUUUGGAAAACUUAACCUUGAUUCUGAUUUGUGGUUCGUGACGAUAUCAUUAUGUAGCUAUUUUCAGGAUAAUCACACUGUUAUUUCUAAAACUGCUCAAUUGAUUCCAGGGAAAUCAAUUUUGACUGUAGAAGUGUUGAAUUCACAACUUUGUUCAGCAUCUGUAAAUGAAUUUCCUUUAUUUGUUGAAGUGGGCUUGAUUUUAAAUUUACCUUCAGACUGGAGAACGUUAGAAUGUUUCAAACUGUUCACAAAGAUGUUGCCUCUCUAUCUUUGCAUGCAAACAGUCAUAGUUCAUGAGCUGUAUCUAUUAAAAUGGAUUCAAAAGCCACUUGCUACUUAUUCUGAUAGCCAUCAUUCCCACGAACUAUUAAAUAAUGUGUUAGCAAAAAUUCGAGGUCUUUUUAUGAAUAAACCUAUUUCAAAUGUAUUAAAGCCAAACUGUGUGCUUACUGAUAUUCCUCAACAAUUUACUUUCAUUUUAUCAGUCUCUACUAUGCAGGACAUAGCAAAGAAUUCAUUAAAAGGCUGUGAUCUUACACAUUAUGUAUAUCAGCUUUUAUUACAAAAAAGUAAUAUUAAAGAUUUUAAUGAGGAUGCUCAUUUAACUUGUAAAGGUAGUCCAUUAUCAUUUUCUAUUGCACAACAAGGUGAUAUUAUUCAAAUAGCGGUUACUACAAAAUGUGUGGAUGUACUUUUGGGAUCAAGAAUAGCCAUUAUGGAAACACUUUUGACACACCAGAAUUUAUCUGGCAUUCCAGCUUCCAAAUUCAUAAGCAUAUCAGCUAGUCUUCACAGAAAAUGUGAGGAAUUAUCAAAAAUAAUCACAAGCAUAUAUGGUAAUGAUGUGGAGCCUGCUCAAUUCACAAUGAAAAUUCUGAAAUUAUAUCAAACAUUAAGAAAAGAGUUAUCUGAAAAAUUACAACUGCUAUAAUUUGCAAAUUUUAAUGUCGCUAUUUGCAGACAUAAAGAACAAAAAUGUAAAUAUAUAUAGAUAUUGUAUAAAAUGUAAUUUUUAUAAUUUAAUGAUCAGUGUGUGAAUAAAUACUU
This is a messenger RNA of Stegodyphus dumicola, 3087 nucleotides long. RefSeq lists its product as uncharacterized. Lineage: Eukaryota; Metazoa; Arthropoda; Arachnida; Araneae; Eresidae. The record is from RefSeq and is a predicted model, not a curated record.